CUUCGAUAUUGGCAGUGUGCGCUCGGGGAGUGAAGAGAGAGGUGUGUGCAUUCGGCUCCUCCGUCGCCGCUAACUAAACCCGUCUCCCGUCACUCGUAAUGUCCCUUUGGAGGAAUGUAGGAGCAAGUGUAACAAAGAAGCAUCGAUCAUAGUGCUGCCGAGAGCUUUGUGAAGGCACUUGAUUAAAAGAAUUACCGGUGAAUUUUUAGCUGGUUGGUGAUUUGGAAAACAAAAUAAGUGCAAACACAGCCUAGCGAUAAAGUGAUCGUUUUCAAACCGGAUUAAAAAAAAUAAAAGGUCUAACAAUCCAACUAUUCUAAUUAAAGUGAUCUUGUUCAACUAAAGCUUGCACUGCAUCGGCACUAUAUACUCCUUGUCAUAUUCGAAAAGUAGCAGCUUGAUGACUUUGGCCUCAUCACUGCACUGCAGCUCAGGCUCUAACAUCGAAAGUGAUAAAGGAACCUCAGAUUGUGUCGUGCGUACACAUGCCAAUCCAAAGGACGCGAUAGAUGGUAAUGUCGACUGGUAUAAAGUGGAUGGUGCCCUCUCCAUGUGGUGCGGCAGGUGGAGUAAGGCACUAUUGAUUACGGUGCCAGUGUAGUCCAGGGCUGGUGGCACUGGUCUGCUCCUCCUACCAAGGUCCCUCGCCGCCGUGUGUGGUACCCGGAGAGUCAGGGAGCUUAAAAGAGACACGCAGAAAGAAAAUGCUUAUUCAUUACUACCCUGGUACCAGUGACCGUAGCGUAUCGUCAUAUUAGGAGAACACACAGACAGAUACAAAGGUCGUGCGAUCGCAUUAGCCCCUCAGGGUCCCUCCAAACCAGCCUCCAGAGUGUGGUGUCUUGCAUGACCGACGUGGCGACGCUGCUGAGCAUCUCCAACACGAUGUCAGCUGCUGAGACGCGUCUGCCACAGGCUGGGGGGGAAGCCAGAAGCUCCCCACACCCCCACGAUGCCUCCGCCUCGCCCGCCGCGGCGCAGGACGCUCCUGACGGGGACUCAAUCAUGCUGCUGGAGCCUCGUCCCUUCAGGCCCUUCAAAACCUCUGAAGAGUACCUUUACGCCAUGAGGGAAGACUUGGCCGAGUGGCUCAAGAACCUUUACCAGCUCGACAUCAAUGUGGACAACUUCUUCGAAAUUCUUGAGACUGGAGAAGUUCUCUGCGGGCACGCCAACAACGUGCGGCGCCUGGCGGAGGAGCAGCGGCAGCAGGGCCUGCAGCCGGAGGGCCCAGCCGCAGGCGGCGGCCGCAGGUUCUCGUCCAAGUGGGAGAUCCCGCAGUACGACGUGGUCUACCGCACCGACGUGGCGCCCGGCUCCUUCUUCGCCAGGGACAACGUGCACAACUUCAUCGCCUGGUGCCGCGACCUCGGCAUCUACGAGGUGCUGCUCUUCGAGACGGACGACCUCGUCAUGAGGAAGAACGAGAAGCACGUGAUCCUCUCGCUGCUGGAAGUGGCCCGGCGGGGCGCCAGGUACGGCAUGGCGGCGCCCCUGCUGGUGCAGAUGGAACACGACAUCGACCGCGAGAUGGAGAAGGAUCGCCUGGCGGAGGAACGCCGCGAGAACGGCGGUUUGUGCGGGGGGGAGUUCGACCACGAGAACGGCGACUGGAACGACGACGGGGGGGACCUCGAGGACGAGACCCCGCAGAUGUUCUACGGUCCUCAGGCACAGAUCAUCACCAACGAUCUCAAAAGUCUGGAUGAAAUGGUAAGUGUUUUAAGCACGUCAUCAGCGGCGCGAAACAUACCCAGUCGAUCGUAUAUUAUUUGGUAAGUUACUGUUAUUGUUUUCGUGUUGUUUUAUACGGAUUUUAUAAUGGGUUAUAAUGGCGGUUUAAAGGAGAGGGAAGGUAAUGUAGCAGA
Molecule: messenger RNA, 1868 nt
Organism: Penaeus monodon (black tiger shrimp)
Lineage: Eukaryota; Metazoa; Arthropoda; Malacostraca; Decapoda; Penaeidae
Product: GAS2-like protein pickled eggs
Exons: 4
Coding region: 847-1779 (310 amino acids)
Biological process (GO): regulation of microtubule polymerization or depolymerization; actin crosslink formation; protein localization to microtubule plus-end
Cellular component (GO): actin filament; stress fiber; microtubule plus-end
Molecular function (GO): actin filament binding; cytoskeletal adaptor activity; microtubule binding
Source: RefSeq, a predicted model, not a curated record